CAGUCUCCUGGUGCAGCCCCUUAAGUCAGUCAAUAGUCAUAAUGAACCAAUCAUCCCACCCCGGCUUUGUCUUAAAGUCUGGUCCUUGCUAUUCUUUCUAGAGAAUCAGAGAGAAUCUGAUAUUUAGCAGUUCCCCACUUCUUACUUACCUUGAACUCAUCUAAGUCCACUCACGGCAGCCGGCUAUGACUCCUAAUUCCUGGAGCCCCAACCCGGAACCGUCCAAAAGGACUCUCGUUUCACUUCCGCAGACCCUCUCCUCCUUCCACCAAUUCUGCCUCCUCCCUGGCGAACUUCAAAACCUCAUCUGGGACCAUGCGGCGACCACAACUUUCUCCCCACAAAUUAAUUUCUUCAUCCCGCCCAAAGCCACUCGCGCUCUCCCUGGCAACCCUGUAUCCUAUGCUUCCAAGGAACUAGAGCCCGACGACCACCCCCUUCCUCUUGUACCACACCCACAAUCCGCCUGUCUCGGCCUAGUAUCCCUCUCGCUGACCUGCCAAGCCGCCCGGGCUGCUGUGUGUCGCCGCAACAGAGGCAUCCAGCAGAAGACAAUCCUGCGCAUCAGCUACAGUCCUACCUCGGCAGGACAAGAGAUAAUUCCGCGCAUGAAUCUUAUCCUGGAUUUGAGCAUAGACCUAAUCUGCCUCGGCGGCCCUGGAGGGGGCGGUAUGAGUAAUUCUGACAACGACGAGCCGCCCGUUGUGGACUACAUGGAGGGGAACCAUAUCCUGUUCGCGGGAACCAGGAGGCUUGCGAUGCGCUACGAGCGCGGCUGGGACAGACCUAGUCCGGGAUCAUUUCACCACGACGUGCGGUGUCCAGCGUUGACCCGAGUCGGGGGGGAAAGCAGAUUCUGCAGUUUGUGUGUAGCAAGGCUGAUAGAAAGGUUUGACUGGCUAGAGGAGGUUUAUCUCAUCGUUGAUGGGGCCGAUGCUGGGGAUGGGGAUGGGCCGCCGGGUGGAGGGGGCGGUAGAACGGGUGAUGGGCGUCUGGGUGGUGAGCAAGGUCGGCUGGAUCGGACGUCCAUGACGCCAAGGGUCUUCAAGUCGUACACCCGAACGUACUUCAGUGUGGAUAAAUCGAGGGUAGCUGGUGCUACUGCUGUGGGAGAGGCAACUGCAGUCCUGCGGAGGAUUAAAGCGAAUAUGAUGGUUCCAGGACGUUUCCAGGCGCCAUGGGUGCGGAACCUCAGGUUUGAACUGCUGACCUGGCGGGAUGAGUGCUAUCUGGGCACAUAGUAUUGUAUGUAACCAGUUUGCAAUCCACCACUAUAUAAACGCGAUAGGGGGGGAAAAUGCAAAGGCGCCGAGACGAUCUGUGUAGGUGUCAAGCAGCAGCUGUGAGUAAUGUGGUUUUAACCAUAUACCCUGACGUGCUGAACUGCUCAAGGAUCUGCUGCCAAAUCUCCCGAUUAAUGACCAUGGCGACUGAUGAAAGGAUGGGCUCGUCAGCGAUUCUACAGGCA
Canariomyces notabilis is the source of this 1468-nucleotide messenger RNA. RefSeq lists its product as uncharacterized. The record is from RefSeq and is a predicted model, not a curated record. Bases 186 to 1241 code for a protein of 351 amino acids. NCBI's taxonomy places the organism in Eukaryota, Fungi, Ascomycota, Sordariomycetes, Sordariales, Chaetomiaceae. The transcript has 2 exons.